AAUACUUUUAAUUUAUUUUUACUAUUUUGUUUUCUCGCGAAGAAAAUGCCGCCUAAAGAUCCCGAAUUGAUCGCUCUCAAAAAAGAAUUGGAAGACUUAAUUGCAAAAUGUCAGAAAGACCAAAAAAGCAAACAAGACAAAACCAUCCAAGAAGUGUGCGGCGACAUGUCUGAUCCGCCCAAAUGCAAAUUGGUCACUAAAAAAUUGCUUAAAGGACACAUCAACAAAGUGAAUUCCAUUCAUUACAGCGGAGACAAUAGGCACGCUGUUUCUGGGUCGUUGGACGGAAAAUUGAUAAUAUGGGACACGUGGACCGGCAACAAAGUCCAAGUGAUACCGUUGCGCUCGGCUUGGGUCAUGUCCGUCGCCUUUGCGCCAACCGGAAAUUUCGUCGCUUGUGGAGGAAUGGACAACAUGUGUACCGUUUACGACCUGAACAACCGGGACUCAAACGGAGGAGCGAAAAUGGUUCGAGAGCUGUUGGGUUAUGAAGGAUUUCUGUCGUCUUGUCGAUUCGUCGACGACAAAACAUUGAUCACUGGUUCGGGAGACAUGAAAAUCUGCACGUGGGACUUGGAAGCCGGCAAAAGGACAAACGAGGUGGAAGCAGCUCAUUGUGGCGACGUGGUCUCGUUGUCACUGGCGCCGGACCUGAACACUUUCAUAACGGGCAGCGUUGACAAAACUUGCAAGCUGUGGGAUCUCAGGGAACCAAAGUGCAAGCAAAUGUUCUUUGGUCACGAGGCCGACGUGAAUUCUGUUUGUUAUCACAACAGCGGUUUUGGAUUUGCAACGGCUUCAGAAGAUAAGUCGGCUCGAAUGUAUGACAUCAGAUCCGACCAACAAGUGGCCAUGUACAAACCGCCCAACGGUACUUCCGGAUUUACGUCUUGCGGUCUGUCCGUAUCCGGUCGAUUUCUGUUUGCCGGCAGUGACGACAACUCCAUUCAUAUCUGGGACACGAUGAAAGUCCAACACAACAGUACAAUGUCCGGUCACGAGAACAGAGUGACCUCGCUGAGCGUUUCGCCCAACGGCAUGUCGGUGGUCUCCAGUUCGUGGGACAACAACGUUAGGGUUUGGGUUUAAACGGAUUUAAAUAUCGUUCAAUCGAGUGGCAUCACACGAAUACUUUUUAUGUGCUUUGACGGGGUCCUUUUAUUUAAUCGAAAUCAGUGGGUAUAGUUUUGACAAAAAAAAAAUAUUUAAAUCAGAGGAGUAAAUAAUUGUUGUUUAAAUCAAAAUAGUGAUUACCUAUACUACAGCAAUAUUAAAUACACCAAUAGCCUAUACACAUAGUCUGUCCCACGAAUAGCAUGCUUGAAUGGCAAUUACUACUUUAUCUUUCAUCACAAUGUUUGUCACGCUUUCCAUCCUUUUCAGCGGUUACAAAAAAAAUAAACAUAAUCGACAGACGACAUCUAAUUUGGCUUAUGCCGUGUAAUAACAGUUAGCACUCAGUAUUUAAUUGUUAUUUUAAUAAUAAAGACGUCGUUGUUCGUGAA
Molecule: messenger RNA, 1505 nt
Organism: Adelges cooleyi (spruce gall adelgid)
Lineage: Eukaryota; Metazoa; Arthropoda; Insecta; Hemiptera; Adelgidae
Gene: Gbeta76C
Product: guanine nucleotide-binding protein subunit beta-2
Exons: 7
Coding region: 46-1089 (347 amino acids)
Biological process (GO): G protein-coupled receptor signaling pathway
Cellular component (GO): heterotrimeric G-protein complex; cytoplasm
Molecular function (GO): signaling receptor complex adaptor activity; protein binding
Source: RefSeq, a predicted model, not a curated record